Messenger RNA from Lachancea meyersii CBS 8951, 954 nucleotides. NCBI's taxonomy places the organism in Eukaryota, Fungi, Ascomycota, Saccharomycetes, Saccharomycetales, Saccharomycetaceae. The record is from the annotation of a GenBank genome assembly.
AUGAUAAACGAAUCGGCCAAGGACAAGCAAACGUGGAAACCUCUCAAGUCCACAUCGGCCACGCCAGAGACACCGGCGGUGACACCUGCUACACCGACCACACCACCGUUCCACGGCCUGGAAAACAAACUUCUGCAAUCGUGCAAACACGAGAACGCACUUCAUCCGUGCUCGUCGCUCGAAUCGCUCGAAUCGCUACGAUACACGCCAGAACCGGUGCAUCCCACGCUUUCCGCGACUAUCGGGUCCAAAAAAUACAUAAACAACGAUUACUCGCCCUACGGCAGUCGAUCCCAAAGUCCCGUCGCUACUCCGCACUCCUGCACCUCCAACACCUCGUUUUUGAAGCCUCGCAGACAAUACACCGGAUUCCAGAUCUCGGGCUACAAGAGGAAUCACGUGCACGUGGUCUUACAGACCGUCGAUCUUCCCGUGAACGGGUCUGAGACCGCUGGUGCCCCACAUUUGACAGGUUUCUUCACCAUCCAGGGUCUCACGGCGCACCAGUCCGAAAUUACCACUUUUUUCGAGGGCUUUGCUGCAACGGAAAACUCCGGAUUCUUGUCCUCUUCCGUGCCCCACAAUCUCAAAGACUUGAGGGCCAACGACACCAUAGACAUGGAGCACUGGCUUAAUUUCCCCAGUUUCAAAGGCAUGUGCUGCAACGACAAAACCGUGGCAUCCACCAUCCUCGACGGUUCCUACGUUCAUUCCGAUUACCUUCGCAAACGGUUCAUCUACAUGCGCUGGAAGGAACGGUUCUUGGUUCCAGACGCAGACCUGGACUCCGUGGAGGGCGCAUCUUUCGAGGGCUAUUACUACAUCGUCCAUGACCAGCUGACCGGCAACAUUUUUGGCUUUUACUAUCACAAAGACGCGGAACGGUUUCAGCGACUGGAGCUGGUGCCUGUAAAGGACUCGUACGGCGGAAGCUGCGGCUUCGAGUUCAACUAG